AGAAUGUUUAUUUUAGGCUUUGAUAAACCAAAAUUGAAUGACAAUGGUGGUGGUGCAUCCAAGGAUAGUUGCAUAUAUCAAGUGGUGAAGGUUGAUCUGCAUUAAACAAAUAAAUAAUUAUAUUAUUAAUUUGUUAGUGGGAAAGGUCAUAUUCAGUCCGAUUCCAUCAUCUCUGUAGCGUUAAAUACUGAAGCUAUCAACGGCCUACAGAAAAAUUCCAAGUAAAUAAAAAAGCUAAACAACAAAAUAUGUCUGCAGAGCAUUUGCUGUUAACCGUUGACGAUGUCGAUGAUCAUAAUCAUGAUGGUGGUGUGAUGAAAUUCCAGAUUCGUGAUUUGAGGAAAGUAUCGGAUGCGGGCGUUCCUAUACUAAACGGUAUCAACGUCGGUAUCCCUAAAGGGAUGAUCGUCGGGAUCAUCGGACCAAGCGGGAGUGGGAAAUCGACGCUGCUUAGAGCUCUGAAUCGCCUGUGGGAGCCUCCAUCCGAUACGGUGUUCCUUGACGGCCGUGAUAUUGUUGACCUUGAUGUACUUGGACUUCGCCGUAAAGUCGGCAUGCUUUUCCAGCUCCCCGUUUUGUUUCAAGGCACUGUUGCAGAUAAUAUUCGAUAUGGACUAAACUUGAUGGGAAAGAAGUUAACUGAUGUUGAAGUUUCCAAGUUGCUAACGCUGGCAGACCUUGAUUCCUCCUUUCUCAGUAAAACUGGUGGUGAAUUAUCUGUUGGUCAAGCUCAAAGAGUUGCACUUGCUCGGACACUUGCUAACGAACCUGAGGUUUUGCUGCUGGAUGAGCCAACAAGUGCCUUGGAUCCGAUUUCGACACAAAACAUAGAGGAUGUGAUAGUGAAGCUUAAGAAGAAAAGGAGAAUGACAGUUGUAAUGGUUUCCCACAGCAUCAAGCAAAUCCAAAGGGUUGCAGAUGUUGUUUGCCUUCUUGUGAAUGGUGAAAUUGUUGAGAUUUUGAAGCCUAGUGAACUCUCUGAAGCCAAGCAUCCCAUGGCACAAAGGUUUCUUCAGCUAAGUUCUUAAUUUACUUUCUAUAAUAGUUGUUAUAUUUCCCUUUUUUUCUUUGUGCUUAGGAUUUGAUGUUAAUUUGGUUUAAACAAUGUUCAGCAUUGCAAGUUUAUUUGUUGUAUCUUGAUGAUCACCUUGAGCUCGGCAUGUCCACUCACCGGGCAGAUAGCUCGCUUGGAAAGGUUUUCUUUGUUUUUUUAAUUUCGAGUCAACCCAACUUGAAUUACUGACUAAAAACGAAUAUAUACCAUUGAGAGAUCUUAUAACUAAAUUAUCAAACCAAAUACAAUCACAACAGACAAACCUUAUUGAAUUUUAUCGAAUUUGAUCGGUAAACCAUCGUGCUUAUGUCGGGUAAGGAUUUUGAUCAUUAUUUGUUCAUCCAUUAAGAAAUAUAUACUAAACAUGCACUGGAAAAUACUUGAUCGAUAGAGGAGAACCAAACCCGCUUACAACCUGGUGCAAACGCGAUAAAGUUGAGAUUGUUAGAAAUAACUUUUAACAUUAUUUUGAAUGGCUGUUAGUUAGAGAAAGAAGAAAAGCAAAGAAAUAAAUAGGAAAGCAAACAGUGCUUAGUCCCAUUAGAAAAGCAUAGGAAAUCAAGCUGUCUCUAUCUCAUAAGAUUAUUAUAUGAUAAUUUAGCAUGUUUUUUAAGCAUGUAAAUGCAUCAAUCCUAACUAAGCCAAAUCCUCACAUUACCGAUUUGUUCUCCUGUCAAACAAGUCAGCUUUACAUGUUUGAAGCUUCGAUUCAUCAGAAGACCCAAUGUUUACUUUCGUACACGGUCCUAAGCCGAUCACUACUACGGUGUUUUCCAACAACAAGAAGCAUCAGCAAGCAGUUAAGCAACUUAAGGUAUAUGUGCUUCAACGAGGAGACAACCCAUUACCAUUGCUUUUAAUACUCUCAUUUUUUUUUUUUUUCUAUUUUUCAUUUUC
Molecule: messenger RNA, 1951 nt
Organism: Gossypium arboreum
Lineage: Eukaryota; Viridiplantae; Streptophyta; Magnoliopsida; Malvales; Malvaceae
Product: ABC transporter I family member 17
Exons: 3
Coding region: 249-1028 (259 amino acids)
Biological process (GO): phosphate ion transmembrane transport
Cellular component (GO): membrane
Molecular function (GO): ATP hydrolysis activity; ATP binding; phosphate transmembrane transporter activity
Source: RefSeq, a predicted model, not a curated record